CUCGCUGAUCCCCCGCGUCCCGUUGUGUGGCCAGCUCUUUUUCGAAAUCCACAGGUCGAACCCUCUCGAGCAGCAUCUAAAGCCCUCUCAAGACAUGUCCAUUGGUCGCCGUUCAAUAUCAAUGGAGGCGACGGAAAUGGCGAGCUCUAGAACAGAGGAGAUAGACGCCCGGGCAGCGGCCCGAACUCCAAGCCCUACGCCCAGCGAGCGACAGGCCAUCACACCUUCUCGUAGUCUCCAAGAUCGGCUGAAGCACCCAUCGCGGACGGAAUUCGGCUUGCUAGCAGGCAUCAUAAUUGCCGCGCCGAUAAUCGCCCUUAUUUCAGUAUACCGCAGUCCGAUCUCGUGUGCGGUCCAGCAUUUGGGGAAAUGGUUCCACGAUCUACGAGGAGGAUGGGCUAUUUUGUUUUGUGCCGCGAUUGUCCUCUCCUGUCCUCCUUUCCUUGGCCAGGAAGUCGUUGGUAUUUUAUGUGGGAUGGCCUUCAAAUCCGGUACGGGUUUCCUGAUCGUAUGCGUGGGUGAAUUUGUGGGCGAGACGAUUGUAUACGCUACUGUCCGAUGGCUGUUAAAGAGGAGUGCAGCUCGGUACGAAGCAAAGAGUCUUGACUUCGCGGCUUUAUGUGCCCUGAUCAGGGAAGCUGGUUUCGGAGCUAUCGUGAUCGCACGUUUGAGUCCAAUACCACCAAAUUACAUGACUGCCGCCAUGGCGUCAUGUAGCACCCCUAUACUGCAGUACCUUCUAGCCUUCUUGCUCUCUCUGCCCAAACAGUUUCCGCCAGUUUAUUUGGGAGCAUCAACGCAAGAUUACUGUAAGAAUCCUAACUCGAACGUUGAUUCAGCAGUAAACGCUGUUCUCGGCGUCGCCUUGGCCAUCGCCAUGCUUCUCAGCCUUAUCUAUACGCGUCGACUAAUGAAUUCAAAACUUCCGGAAGUCGUGUAUGAACGACGCAAGCGACGGUGCAUAUAUACGUGGGACUACGUAAUCAUGGAUAUUACCACUGAGCUGUAA
Molecule: messenger RNA, 1009 nt
Organism: Coniophora puteana RWD-64-598 SS2
Lineage: Eukaryota; Fungi; Basidiomycota; Agaricomycetes; Boletales; Coniophoraceae
Exons: 8
Coding region: 95-1009 (304 amino acids)
Source: RefSeq, a predicted model, not a curated record